Molecule: messenger RNA, 665 nt
Organism: Mycetomoellerius zeteki
Lineage: Eukaryota; Metazoa; Arthropoda; Insecta; Hymenoptera; Formicidae
Exons: 2
Source: RefSeq, a predicted model, not a curated record
UGCUUUUAAUUGUUUUAUUAAUAAAACUUUUAAAACGAAUAAAUUACGAUGUUUUUACCAGGCAUGAAAUACAUCGUAAAAUUAAUAAACUUUAUGCACUUUAUUAUUUAACAUUGAAAAGCGAGAGGAAAAUUAUGAAUAAACGAAAACGGAAAUAUUGGGUCAGACCAAUAUUUUCCAUUGAACGACGUUUAGCACAAGGAGCGAGCAAUAAUCUCGUUAAUGAAUUAGAACAAUGUGACCAUGAAAAAUUUUUUAAUUAUUUCCGAAUGGAACCGGUACUUUUUGAGAAAUUAUUACAAUUAGUCGGACCUUCAAUUACUAAACAAUCUGCAGUUCGAGAAGCUAUUCCACCUGAAACAAGGCUACACAUUACCAUAAGGUUCUUGGCAUCUGGAGAUAGUACGCGAUCCUUAUCAUAUGCCUUCCGUGUUGGACACAAUACCAUCUCUAAAAUAGUGUCAGAGACUUGCGAAGCCAUUUGGCAAUGUUUGAAAGAUACUGCUUUUAUAAAAAAUAAUGAAGAGAGCUGGCAAAAUGUUAUUAAUGAUUUUGAAAGGCUCUGGAAUUUUCCAAAUUGUAUGGGAGCCAUAGAUCGAAAACAUGUAACUUUACAGGCUCCACCGAAUUCCGGCUCGACAUAUUUCAAUUACAAAAGAGACCAU